Molecule: messenger RNA, 3703 nt
Organism: Pocillopora verrucosa
Lineage: Eukaryota; Metazoa; Cnidaria; Anthozoa; Scleractinia; Pocilloporidae
Product: ATP-binding cassette sub-family B member 6-like
Biological process (GO): transmembrane transport; heme transport
Cellular component (GO): vacuolar membrane
Molecular function (GO): heme binding; ATP binding; ATP hydrolysis activity
Source: RefSeq, a predicted model, not a curated record
UUCACCACCCGUGGGAUAUAUUUUAGCCGACGCAUCAUGACGCGAUUAACCUCCCCGUAAAAUGGUAUAGUAAAAUGCAUCGUGAUCUCAUUGUGACUUUGCAGUGAUUUAGAAGAAGUACAAGUUUCAGACCAGGUUGACAGAAACUGACUGAUUAUUGCCACAAUGGCAAUUUGUUCUCUUUACUGUGAUUUCAAUGAAACUUUGCUAAGUCUUGUGUCCAAAGACACCGGUCUACCAAGAUGCAUCAUGGGAACCAUUCCACCAGCUGUUCUGCUUCUGUUGAUAUUGUUGCUUGGUUUGGUUGAGUUGUUCAAGAAGAGAAGGCUACAGACUGAUAAUCACGGGAGAACUUUAUUGCCCGAUUUAGAAUCGAAUUCUGUGGAGGAAAUUAUCAGUGCACCAGGAAAAUCUAGUAAAUGCAGAAAGCCUUACAGAUGUGUUAAAAAACAAUAUGAAAUGACUAGUAGUUCUAUUCAGGCGAUAACAAACCCUGCAGGAUUUGUUCAUGGAGAUAAUCGUACAUCAUUUUUGUACACUUUACAACAGUUCUUGCACAUUUGUCUUGUAUUUGUGCCUAUAGCUGACCUCAUAGUCAAAGGAACCAUAGAACCACAGAGAAUUCAAGGCUAUGUCAUGUUCAUGGAUGUUGCAAUGUUGCUUACCUGGAUGUUAACCUUCAGUGUUCUUCGUUCCCAAAGUGCAAGAUAUUUCAAGGCUCAUGUCAGUAGACAUUCCUUUGGUCUCUUGCUUUUUUGGUCAUUGGCAUUUGUUGUUGAGAAUUUGUCUUUCAUUUCAUGGAACAAUCCUCACUGGUGGUUUCAAAGAAGUACAAAAAUUAAAGAAGCUGAAUUUGGUUUGUUUAUAUCACGUUAUGUUCUUAAGUUGUUCAUCUUUCUUCUUGGAUUGAAAGGACCUGGUCUUUAUAAACCACUAGAAGUUCCUGUUGAGGAAGAGCAAAAGUUUCUGGAAGGAUCAACGGCAUUGGACCGUCGAGGAGAGUCAGCUUUUAAAGGUAUCUGGAAGAAAACAAAGUUGCUGUGGCCUUUCUUAUGGCCCUCAGACAGGUGGCUACAGUUAAGGGUUGUCCUGUGUUUCUUCAUUCUUGGCGCUGGAAGAGCUGGAAAUGUUCUUGUUCCAUUCAUGUACAAAAUUAUAGUGAACCGUCUCACACCUGGAAAGGAAGCAAAGAUAACAGAUCCAUGGCACCUGAUUUUGAUUUACGUAGCUUUAAGGUUUUUACAAGGAGGUGGUACUGGUGGUAUUGGUUUGUUGAAUAACAUCAAAUCCUUUCUGUGGAUAAAGAUCCAACAGUUUACCAGCAGGACUUUACAAGUGCAGCUCUUUGCUCAUCUACAUAGCCUGUCACUCCACUGGCAUUUGAAUCGUAAAACUGGCGAAGUUAUCAGAAUGGUGGACAGAGGAGCCAACAGUAUUUACAACCUUUUAAAUUACCUCCUGUUUACCAUUCUUCCCACUUUUGCUGAUAUUGGAGUAGCUGUUGUUUACUUCAUUGUUGCUUUCAAUGGCUGGUUUGGACUGUUGAUUUUCUUGACUAUGGCUUUGUACAUUGCCAUAACAGUUCUUAUCACUGAGUGGCGAACAAAGUAUCGACGUGAGAUGAAUGAGAAAGACAAUGCAGCCAAAGCAAAAGCUGUUGAUUCUUUAUUGAACUUUGAAACUGUGAAAUAUUACAGUGGAGAAGACUAUGAAGUAGAGAGACUGAACAUGGCUAUUGAAGACUAUCAGAAGUGUGAGUGGGACACCAUUGCCUCCCUUGCUCUUCUGAACACAGCACAAAACUCUGUAAUCACAGGUGGUCUUUUGGGCGGGACAUUGUACUGUGCCAAGUUGGUGACUGAUGGACAGCUUGGGGUUGGGGACUUUGUGUUAUUUGUAACAUACACACUUCAGCUCUAUGUGCCUCUCAAUUAUUUUGGAACUUACUACAGAAUGAUUCAGCAGUCAUUUAUUGACAUGGAAAACAUGUUUGAUCUCUUUCAACAGAAAAGACAGGUACUAGAUGUACCCCAUGCCCCAGAUCUACAAGUACCUAGUGGUCUGAUAGAGUUUCGACAAGUCAACUUUUCCUACAAUCCACAAAAACAAAUUCUGAAGGAUGUGACUUUCACAGUGUAUCCUGGUCAGACGUUAGCACUUGUUGGUCCAUCUGGGAGUGGUAAAAGUACCAUUAUACGACUUCUCUAUCGCUUCUAUGACCUGGACUCGGGAACGAUCUCUAUUGAUGGACAAAAUAUCGCAGAGGUCACUCAGAAGUCUCUCCGUAAUGCCAUAGGAGUGGUUCCUCAGGACACAGUCCUAUUUAACAACAACAUAAGGUUCAACAUUCAAUAUGGCAGAAUAACCGCCUCUGAAACGGAGGUAGAGGAAGCCGCAGCAGCAGCCGACAUUCAUGAUAGGAUUUUAACUUUCCCCAAUGGUUAUCAGACAGUCGUUGGUGAGCGCGGGCUUAAACUAAGCGGAGGAGAGAAACAGCGUGUUGCAAUAGCCAGAACACUGCUGAAGAACCCGCCGCUUGUUCUCCUAGAUGAGGCAACCUCAGCGUUAGACACUCAGACUGAACGUAACAUUCAGGCCUCACUUAACAGAAUGUGCGUCAACAGAACUACAAUUGUAGUUGCCCACAGAUUAUCCACGAUUGUAAACGCAGAUCAGAUUCUUGUUGUGCGCGAGGGCGAGAUUAUCGAAAGAGGAAGACACGAGGAGUUGGUAUCAGAAGGCGGUGUGUAUGCGAACAUGUGGCUUCACCAACAGAAAGCAGAGGAUAAGGAAACAGACAACAGCAAUACAGACAGCCUGGAGGAAGAGAGCGGGCUGAUAUGAACGCAGAAUUGAAAUAUGAAGAAUUGUCUUUGAAGACCCUUUCUUGACAAAAACAAAAAGAAACGCUUGGUUUGGGUAAAAUAUAGCGGAAAUAAAUGAAUGAAGUACAUGAUACAGCACCAAUGCUGGUCCAAUACUUGUGCCACGCUGUGCCUAUGCUUUCCCACUGAGUGCUAGCACAGUACCGAUGCUGGUUUUAAAAUUGAUAGUUGUAUAUAUUCAGCAGCACAUUAUUUAUUAGUGAGCUUCUAAGAUGUACAUGUAUUUCACAUCAAGUUCAAGACAACGCUUUCGUUUCCCUGACUUUUAAGUUCCUGUUACACUGAGGAAAACUAUCUUGUUUAUGUGAGUAAACCUGAAAAUUUUUUCCACUUGUAAAGGUCUUUUAAGUGUUGGGCGUCAAAAAUAUCUUUGAAAUGGUGACUUGGUUACUUGAUAGCUUGGUAGUAUAAUAUGAUGUAACCACUUAAAUUGCUGUACUGGUUUCCGUUGGUCAAGUUCUGUUCUAAUUCUGUAAAAUUUAAAGCAAUAGUUCAUGAGAUAGUGACAAUAUUCAAGGAAAGCAGCCGAUUGCGGGCAUCGUGUAUCGGUUGUUAUAACCUUGUCUCACAAUUGUUAGAAAAUGCGAGUAACGUAACAAAUAAUGUUAGUUAGAGCACUGCUGCCGUCAAAUGAGCAGAAUCACUUUGGUUUCCUCUGUCUGUGUCAAAAAUGUUUGCCAAUCGGAAAUCUUUGCAAAGUCAAACAGAUACAAUAAUUUUCCCGUUUGCCAAACCAAGAAGGGGGUUAGGGACUCCUCCCAGACGGCUGUUCUUUUAGUGUGAUAAUGGUAGGAAUAGAAGGGAAACCGCUGACAACA